This is a messenger RNA of Solea solea (common sole), 2172 nucleotides long. Its product is annotated as heat shock cognate 70 kDa protein-like. Gene Ontology annotation, biological process: protein refolding; cellular response to unfolded protein; vesicle-mediated transport. Gene Ontology annotation, molecular function: ATP binding; misfolded protein binding; heat shock protein binding. NCBI's taxonomy places the organism in Eukaryota, Metazoa, Chordata, Actinopteri, Pleuronectiformes, Soleidae. The record is from RefSeq and is a predicted model, not a curated record. The coding region runs from base 130 to 2046 and encodes 638 amino acids. Gene Ontology annotation, cellular component: cytoplasm; cytosol; nucleus. The transcript is spliced from 8 exons.
AACAUUGCCAGGGCUGUAAAACACCAAAGACGAAUCACACUGGCCUGAUAGCUCCUAAAUAGUCAGUUUCAUUCCUUUUGCGGUGCUUAUAUUCUUAACUGUGCAGCUAUAAUCUUAUCAACAGAAAUCAUGACAAACGAAGUAGCUAUUGGUAUUGAUCUUGGAACCACCUACUCCUGUGUUGGAGUGUUCCAGCAUGGCAAAGUUGAAAUCAUCGCCAAUGACCAGGGCAAUAGGACCACACCCAGCUAUGUGGCCUUCACGGACACAGAGAGGCUGAUCGGAGAUGCAGCCAAGAAUCAGGUUGCCAUGAACCCCUGCAACACAGUCUUUGAUGCCAAGAGGCUGAUUGGCCGCAGGUUUGAUGACGCAGUCGUGCAGUCAGACAUGAAGCACUGGCCAUUUAACGUCGUCAGUGACAGUGGUCGUCCCAAGGUUCAAGUUGAGCACAUGGGUGAGACAAAGUCCUUCUACCCUGAGGAGAUCUCCUCCAUGGUGCUGACCAAGAUGAAGGAGAUUGCUGAAGCCUACCUCGGAAAAACUGUCAACAAUGCUGUAGUUACGGUGCCCGCCUACUUCAAUGAUUCCCAGCGCCAGGCCACUAAGGAUGCCGGCACGAUCUCUGGCCUCAAUGUUUUGCGUAUCAUCAACGAACCAACUGCUGCUGCCAUUGCCUACGGUUUAGACAAGAAGGUUGGCACAGAGAGGAACGUCCUCAUCUUUGAUCUUGGUGGUGGAACCUUCGAUGUGUCCAUCCUGUCGAUCGACGAUGGCAUCUUUGAGGUCAAAUCCACGGCUGGAGAUACUCAUCUUGGUGGUGAAGACUUUGACAACCGCAUGGUGAACCACUUCAUUGCAGAGUUCAAGCGCAAGUACAAGAAGGACAUCAGUGGCAAUAAGAGAGCUGUCCGUCGUCUGCGCACAGCUUGUGAAAGAGCAAAGCGCACACUGUCUUCCAGCACCCAGGCCAGCAUUGAAAUCGACUCCCUGUAUGAGGGAGUUGACUUCUACACCUCCAUCACCAGGGCUCGCUUUGAGGAGCUCAACGCUGACCUGUUCCGUGGCACCUUGGACCCUGUGGAAAAAUCUCUCUGUGAUGCUAAGAUGGAUAAGGUUCGGAUUCAUGACAUUGUGCUGGUCGGUGGCUCCACCCGUAUCCCCAAGAUCCAGAAGCUUCUCCAGGACUUCUUCAACGGAAAGGAACUCAACAAGAGCAUCAAUCCAGAUGAAGCUGUGGCCUAUGGAGCUGCUGUCCAGGCUGCCAUCCUGACUGGAGACAAGUCUGAGAAUGUGCGGGAUCUGCUGCUUCUGGACGUCACCCCUCUGUCCUUGGGUAUUGAGACUGCUGGAGGUGUCAUGACUGUCCUGAUCAAGCGUAACACCACCAUUCCAACCAAACAGACACAGAUCUUCACCACCUACUCUGACAACCAGCCUGAUGUGUUCAUCCAGGUGUAUGAGGGUGAGCGUGCAAUGACCAGAGACAACAACUUGCUGGGCAAGUUUGAGCUGACUGGAAUCCCUCCUGCUCCACGCGGUGUUCCCCAGAUUGAGGUGUCAUACGACAUUGAUGCCAACGGCAUCAUGAACGUUUCUGCUGCUGACAAGAGCACUGGAAAGGAGAACAAGAUCACCAUCACCAAUGACAGUGGUCGUCUCAGCAAGAACGACAUUGAACGCAUGGUCCAGGAAGCUGAGCAAUACAAGGCAGAGGACGACCUCCAGCGUGAGAAAGUGUCUGCUAAGAACAGUCUAGAGUCGUACGCUUUCAACAUGAAAUCCACGGCGGAGGAUGAGAAGCUUGCUGGCAAGAUCAGUGUUGGCGAAAAGCAGACGAUCUUGAACAAGUGUAAUGAGGUCAUCAGCUGGUUAGACCAGAACCAGACUGCCGAGAAGGACGAAUAUGAGCAUAAGCAGAAGGAGCUGGAGAAGAUGUGCAACCCCGUUAUCAGAAAGCUGUACCAGAGCACUGGCAUGCCCGGUGGCAUGCCUGGUGCUACGCCUAGUGGUGAUUGCUCUGAACCAAGCAUUGAGGAGGUUGAUUAAAACUGAGAAUGAGUCAGAUUUCCAAGCUCACAUUUUACAACUACGGCUGCCCCCGUCCCCAUAAAUAAGUUUUGUCUAGUUUUUGCUCAUUUAAAUGUAUGCAUGAAUAUAAAGGAAAUGGCUUAA